Porites lobata is the source of this 3702-nucleotide messenger RNA. Lineage: Eukaryota; Metazoa; Cnidaria; Anthozoa; Scleractinia; Poritidae. The record is from the annotation of a GenBank genome assembly.
AGAAACUUGGGUCAUGUUUAAAUUAACACUUGCCUGCGUUUUCCUGUUUAUUGCUUCGUUGGAAGCUAGAAAAGGUAAUUCUACCUCUUCUUUUUUAUUUCAUACCGUGCAUGAUCACUCAAACCACCCGGGGCUUGGUUCCUCGAGUAGGUUAACUUUUAAGUCCGUGGAUGAAAUUCGUAGGUGUGACCAUUCAUUUGAAAGCUACCGAAAUGUUAUUCCAUGUAUGGUUGUUCGGUAGAGUUUCAAAUGAUAUUUUUGCCAAUUUCGUUUUUCUUUUAAUAAUAGUUAAUAUUAUUAUUAUGGCUACACUUGGGCGUAAAAGCAGUGAUCCUAUCUGAUACGUACAACAGAAAAUUUGCUGUCAAAUUUGUGUUUAAACACGGUAUUUAUAUCUCAGUGGGAACUACGCCAGAACUACUAAGAACCAUAAGGGUAUCAAGACUAACACAUCAAUAAAAAGAGGUAACGAAAAACACUGUGUUUAAUAUCUAUAGAAAUCGAUAUAACAGCUCUAAAUUGCCAGCGGUAAUAAUUGUUACCCGACCGGUCUUGAAACGAAACUGCACACAGCGUUACCUGUUUCAAGAGGUUCUGGUUGAGUUAAUUCUAUUGGGCUAGACAAUGUGAAAAGGAGAUUAAUCUAGGGAAUGGCGUAUUUUAAAGGAGAAGUAUAGGGCCUUCUUUUAUAGUUAGACCUUUAAAGUUCGUCCAGACUACCAUGCACCUUGCACCAGGAACAAACAAUUUUUAUGAUCCAGCGGACGUUUAUUUCCCUUUAGGCUAGCUGUUCUUUUGCAAUGAGGAGGUAAGGGUACCAGCCACCUUUAUUAUACAAGAUUGCCCGGGGAAAAUCGGAUUAAAAUAUUCCGGGUUGGGGUAGACCUGUUGAAGGACUUACAAUCAAAGAUAAUGGUAGUUGGGAUACAGAUAAUUUACGUGCACAAACAUAAACGUUUUGCUCAACAUCGGGCACGGGGAAGGGAAGGAAGGAAAAAAAGAGGUCAAAAAAGCAACCUUCCCAACACUUUUGACGAUAAUUGUGUAAGAAUAGGAAAUAAAUUUUAGUUCUUAAAUUAUACUGUUGAGGGUGACUUAUUGCUUGUUUAUAGGUAGAUCUUUUCCUCAGAGAGUUCUUAAGAAACAAGCUGGCGUUUUAAGGGAAAAAAGAAGGGAAGAACUGUACACGGUGAAUGCAGUUGAGGUUCAAAGGAGGGCUGAUGUACAAAGGCUAUGAGCGGCCCAUGAGGGUUCCUGUUCAGCGCGAUUUCAUGGGUCUAAAUUCUUCCCUCCCCUCCCCCUCGAGCUCUUGUCACGCAGAGUUAAAUCUCUCUCCAAAUCAAGGAAGAAUUAGCAAACUUUUAACAAGGAAAGUUCUUGAAAAGCUGAGAGGUUGCACUAAACCUUUGUACACAAUCGACAAUUUUAUAGUAUAGAAAGGCUACUUUUUUAUUAAAACAAUUUCAACUAAAAAAUCACCAAAUGUUAUUUCAAGGCCACUUUUUGCAAACAAAACGAUAAAGGAAAAAUUAGAAUUCUUUACCUAAACGAUGGACUAAUUGUAAAUUGUUUUCUAUCUAAAACAUCGCCAAACAUAAUUUCUCCACCUUUUUUGAAAUAAAAAGAAAAAAUUAAGGAAUUUCAAAAACCAUAACCAAAACCUUAGACUAAACAAUUCGAAAAAAUGUCCAUCUUGCGACUUUGGAAAAAUAACACUUUGCGGCCAUUAAAAGUAGAUGUUUUUUAUAGUCUAGAGUGAUUUGUUUUCUAUCUACAAUAGUACAAAACACUUUUUUUACGCCUAUGUUCACUAAAAAAAGGAAAAAUUACAAAGUUUUGACCUAGACCAUUUACUAACCCCCUUAAUGAAAAAUGUCCAUAUUUCGACUUUCAUUAAUUGAUGUUUUUGUGGUCCAGAAUGGCUUGUUUUCUACCUAAAACAGCAAAAAACAAUUUUUCCAAGUCCAUUUUGGCCAAAAAGAAAGGGUGGAGAAAUUUUAAAUUUUUGAACUAACCCCUCGUGAAAAAUGCAAAUUUUGGGACAUUUUUAUUGGUGUUUUUAUAGUCUAGGGGGGUCGUUUGGUACAAUGUACUAAUGGAUCUUGUGAGGCUAGCACCGCGCAUGCUUUGUGGUGGCUGUCUGCCUGUUAUUCAUAAAUCAUAACAAAUUUGUCUUCUUGCCUGCAGUGACAGAAGCAUACCUACACCAUGGAAAAAUUGUCAAAAUAACAAAAGAAGUGGACGAUGAGCCAGGUAGACACUAAAGACCUUUACAUUUGACUGCCAGAGCGAUUUUUGAAUCCAUAUUUAUCUAUAUAGUUAAUUAUCACACCAAUUGUAUCCCUCUUGUUUAAUUUGCAAGUCGUCACUGAGGAAAUUAAAGAGUUAUAGUUGGUAUGGUAAGAUCAACUAGAAAACGUACAAACGUAUAACUUUUUUUACUGGUAAUCACAUCAAAAGUUUUCUCUAGUUUCUCCGUUACAUGUAUAUAUUUUUAUCAGGAGCCCAUAAACCAAGAGCGAGAAACGCCCCUUUUAGGCAUGUAAAAGGCUUUUUCUCCGAUCGGUUUAUUUUUAGAUACAAUUUAGAGCACUUUUUCUCGCGGAAAUGGAAGCUCCUUCUGUCUAUGAGCGCAUCUAAAGCACACUAAUAAUAGGAAAAUUAAACGCCGUUAAAAGGUCAAAAACUACCACCAGAUUUCAGGUCUAUAGGUUCUGCUGGCUGGUUUGUGCGACUUAAAGAUGAUGUAAAUUCGCAGAAAAAUUGUUCUAAAAAUAGUAGUUUUGGUAACACCGCAGUAACAUAUGGGUAUAUUGAAGUUGUCGCUCCUACUCAUAGGCUCCUGAUUUCAUACAUUUUCCGCCUCCUCAAACGUGUUAUUUUAUUUACAGAAACUGUAGAGAAGCGUGAUGCUAACCCAUGUGGCUUCGGAUGUCCUGCCACUUGUGCUCCGGCCUGCACACAAUCAUGCUGCGCACCUCCUCCCCCACCACCACCAUGCCCCGUUCCAGUACCAAUGCCUUGCCCACAGCCAGGACCCCCAGGACAACCAGGAUGCAUGGGACCACCAGGAUUGCCUGGAUGUCGUGGAUUCCCCGGUGCUCCAGGAUGUAUGGGACCCAUGGGACCCAUGGGACCACCCGGUGCACCAGGAUGCCCCGGUCUUCCAGCACCUCCACCCCCUCAGUGCCCUCCUGUUUGCAUCCACUACUGUAUGAGAAUUUGCCCACAACAAUGCUGCACCCCUCCUCCGCCAGUGUAUAUUCCACCACCACCCCCUCCCCCGAUGCCAGUUUGUGCUCCGUCAUGCGCACCAACAUGCUGUCCCAUGGGAAAGAAAUAAACAAUUUGGAGGAUUUCUCUUCAAUUCACUCAAAAAGAUAGAGAGGAAAUGAUGUGAAGAAAAUAGUACACUGAAGAACACCCUGUAAAUAUUUUGCUACCUUAAGACAUUUAGUUAGACGGCAAGCAUCCCUUGGGACACUCAAGGGAAAUUUAGCUAAAGACGCGCAGCCAUGGCCUUCAAAAAAAUUAUAAGACCUUAUUUUCUGGCCAAAACUCAUUUUGUUUCGUAUAGAGAAUUAACUAUUUUUUAAACUGACAUCAUGGAAUUAGAAUUCUAAAAGGAAAGAUUUUUGUAGUACAAAUUUAGACCUUUUAUAGUCAAUCAGUCACACUCUUUUAAAGUUUCCCACCCAAAUG